This is a messenger RNA of Necator americanus (New World hookworm), 585 nucleotides long. RefSeq lists its product as uncharacterized. NCBI's taxonomy places the organism in Eukaryota, Metazoa, Nematoda, Chromadorea, Rhabditida, Ancylostomatidae. The record is from RefSeq and is a predicted model, not a curated record. The transcript has 4 exons. Bases 1 to 585 code for a protein of 194 amino acids.
AUGAACAUUCUGCCGGGGAUCGAACUCUUGAACAUCUGUAGUCAGUGGCAAAUGAGAGGAAUUGUGUCGUCGAACACAGAGAGCGAAUUUUCUUAUGUUUUCAACUUAUAUCUGCAUUUAUGUAUUGAAACACUUCUAAUCCCUGCACUCGUUGUGGUCUAUGUGAUUAUUGGUCUCGCGGUCAUCACUGCAUCAUUGGAUCUCUGUUCUUCUACGCUCAAACGAACAUUCACUAAGCUUCAUUACUUUGGCCGAAAAAUACGAGGUGCUAGAAGAGGAUUCGCCAAUAUGAGUGAUGACAUUCGAGAAGCAAUGAGAAUCAUCGCUGCUCUGAAGAAGACAAGGCCAAGCAAGGAUCGAAUUACCCUGGAAGAUCUGAAACGAUUCCUUGAAGUUCAAGAACACUUACUGCGGCAGCCCUACGUCCCAUGCAAUGUUCACAUGAUGCGAUGGAUUGAAGAUAACGUAGGAGCACAAAUGUACGCUCAAUACCUAGACGACAUAUCAGUAAACGGCAAAGGCACUCUGAGUCCUGUACCACUUUCACACAAGAUGUCGUCAAGUGAUCCUAUGCUAUUUUUCUGA